UCGAAGCGGGCUUGGAGGCGGGCGCUCGUCGGCAGUGGCCGUGGCUGCUACUGUGCGGCCUGCGGACGGAGGCGGCCGGGGUCGCGGUCACAGCUCCCUCGUCUCGCCAGCCAUGGCGGCGCUGGGCCGGCCCUUCAGCGGACUCCCCCUGAGCGGCAGCUCGGAGUUCCUGCAGCCGACGCCGGCCUUCCCGGGCCGGGCCUUCCCACCGGGAGCCGACGGCUCGGAGCGGACCCCGCGGCCGGGACCCCGCGCUGUCCCCAGCAACCCGGGCGGGAGCGCCGCGCGCGGACGUGUUUCCGUUCACUGUAAAAAGAAACACAAGCGAGAGGCUGAAGACGACGAUUGUCCAGUAAGAAAGAAGCGGCUGACUGAGGCGGACUUCUGUGCUGGUGGUAAUGCAUGGAUUCAGAAUGUGGAGUGUCAUCCAGGAAACCUGUGCUCUAGUGGCCUUUCUGUGCCUGGUAUGAUAGAUGUUGCUUGUGAAGAAAUGGAUCAGACUACUGGAGAACCUCAGUGUGAAGCUGCCCGAAGGAGGCUUCAGGAAAUUGAGGACAGGAUAAUUGAUGAAGAUGAGGAAGUUGAAGCUGACAGAAAUGUUAAUCAUCUCCCUAGCCUUGUCCUUUCUGAUACCAUGAAAACAGGUUUGAAGAGGGAAUUUGAUGAAGUUUUUACAAAGAAGAUGAUUGAGUCUAUGAGCCGUCCUUCCAUGGAGCUCGUGCUCUGGAAACCUCUUCCUGAACUCCUUUCUGAUAAGCCAAAGCCAUCAUGUAAUACUAAGAACUUCAUGGGAGAAAGCCAAACUAAGCAUGUAGCUUCUGCCACUGCCUUCCCACAGAGAACUGAACUGUUCUUGGAACCUUGGCAAACAAGGAUGCCACUUUACAAUAGUUUGGAAACCGCUGCUAGCACAGAAGAAGAGAUGGAACUCUAGAAAUCAGUUUCUUACACUAAUUUGUGAAAUGCUAGAAGGUUCCUAAGUUUAGUAGUGAGCCUAUUUGCAUAUUAUAGGGACUUGAAAGUUUUAUAAAACGGGUGUAAUAUCUCCACCUGUGAUUUAGGGUGGGAUUCUCAUUUUGGGUAGCCAUUUUUUGAAUUCAACUUUUGCCAAGGAAUCUUGUCUCAAGAGAAAAGCAGUUUUCUAAUGGGCAUAUUAAAGGAACAUUACGUUAUAGUCUCUUUAAAGGCAGAUAUAGAAGCUGUAAAAGUGACACCGUCUUCUGUCAUAUUGCCUAAGCCAUUCAUACACCUGAAGAGCACUCUUGAGUUGAAAAAGUAAGACUUUCCCAACUGCUACCACCCUGCUCUGAUAGUUGACUCCUGGCAGGAGGGAAUGAAGCAGUAACUUAAGCCUCUUGGUAAUAAAUUUUAACAAGGGCUAUGAAGAUGAUCUGUUCAGCAUAGCUGUAUUGAUUGAGUAGCUGAAAGCACAUCAGUUCUGCUCUCAGCCUAGAAAAUACAAUGAAGCAUUCUAAGAGGUUUGUCCUUCAAGGCCCUUUGCCCUGUACUACUGUUGUUUCUUUUUGUCUCUUUUGCAUAAUUGAUACGUCUGAUUGCCCAGUAAUGUUUACAACUCAAGUAACUUUGAUAGUUUAAAAGAUUCUGAGGCAAGCCAUCUGCAAUUGCCCACAGAAGAAGCAUUCUUUCAUGAAUCGUAAAGAAGCACUGUAUCAGAUAAAACCAACAUUGGUAGCUUCUGUAGUUUAAAGGGAAAGGUGGUAUUAGUAUUAACAAGUUCAGUUUCUAAAUGUUUUUCUUGAAAAUGGAAUGAUUAACCAAGAGUAUAUAGGCAAGUGACAUUAAGACUUAAGCUGAAAUUGUCAAUUUAAAUUUAUGUAGUAAGUCUAUAAGUUAGUAGGGAAUGGAUUUCUGCCAGCAAGAAAUCUUAACCUCCUUGAGUACCUAAACCAGGCUUCAGGUAAUUCCUUUAGGAACUACCAGGAUCACAGUCUUGAAUUUCUCAGGAAGAACUCAUUGGUAUGAUGGGGACAGUGCAAGGUAAAGAGACAAAUCCGCAUUGCUGUGGGACAUUGACUAGAAGAUAAAAAGUAAGUGUAAUAGUGUGAUACUGGUUCUUUAUCACAGCAGGUAGCCCUCUAGUUCUAAUUAGCUUUCUGGAUUUUUUUUUUUCCUGCUUCAUAGGAGGGGGAAAAAAUGUUUUCUGCCAAGUAGAGGAGAAUUUUUAGAAACCAGCUUCCUGGCAAUUUUGAAACCCAUGCUGAAAUCCCUCCCCUUGUCACGGUAGUGGAGAAGUCACCAGUCUAUUAGUUGGACUGUUUCUUCUCUUUGCCUGUUGUUCCUGCUCUGUUUCUGUCUGGAUAGUCAGGAAAAGAUUUAAUGUUUAAUAUUUAAACAGAAUAUUUAAUAUCUACACAGUAAAAUUCUUCACACUUAACAGUAUUGAAACCAGUUGGAAACAAGCUAACAGUUUUUUAAUCUCAGACCUAGAGAUGAAUGGAAACUGUAUUCUGUAAAGAUGUGCAAGUGUUUGAUUCAUGCAGUUUGAGGAACUCCUGCCCUGAGGUCAUUAUUUAAUGGGACCAACAUGUGACAUUGAUGAUAGCCUUAAAGAAAUCUCCAUGCUGAGAAGUUGCAGUCCAAUUCAAAACCUUGAAGGGACUGAGUUAGUCCCAGUGAGUGUUAGAGUGGGAGGGAAGACACAGCUUUCCACACACCGAAGCACGCCAAUACUGUCUGCUGUAGCCAUUGUUGGUUGGGCGUCUGGUCAAAGGUCUACAUCAUGAGAAGAAGAGCACUAAAAAGCUUUGAUGGAAUUGGUAAAUACAGGAAGGAACUGAGAUUCUGCAAAUAAAAACUCAAGCAGAAUUGGUUUCAGGUGACAUCUGACAUCAUCCUGUCUGCAGGAAAGUGAAUUUCUAGUGCUUUAUCUUGCACAUGUUCGUGGCACUUGGCUUCAUCCUUGUGGUGCUUAUUCAUCUGAGCCAUCUCCACAGUCCCGAAGCCACUGCAUUCUGUUUUUGGGGUUUUUUUGGUAGCAUAAGGCCUUUUGAGUUUGCCUUUGCCUUAAGGUUUCUCUGGGGAAUUAACAGGUCUUUUCAUUUUAUAUGGUUUUUGCAGCAUGGAUCAAACAUUGGCUUAGUAUGUUAAUGUGUGAAGAGAAAACAUUGCCUAAAGCAGGUGAGCUUUAAUGAACAAAUGUAUAUUUUCUGAGUUUUGAGUAGAGUGUGUGUGGUUUUCUUGUCUGUAAUUAAUAUGAAGAAAGGGCAGUUCUCACAGAUACUAAUCAGCUAAAACAAAAAACCAACUGCUACUUAUUCUUGAAAAGGUAUAAUUGUAAAAGAUGAAUAAUUAGAAAGGGGCCUAAAACCAUGGGAAGGAUGCUUACCAGAAGGCUCGUAAUUUUGUAUCUGGAACUUGGUUAGCAAGAAUGGUGCAGUGCCAGGAAAGUUGUGGAAGACACUGUUGAUUUUACUUUAAAGUGAGAAUCUGGUGUUUCUGUAUUUUAUCAUUUUCAAUUAAACUUGUGUUUUGAAUUUUUUGAAGUAUUUGUA
Molecule: messenger RNA, 3512 nt
Organism: Dipodomys ordii (Ord's kangaroo rat)
Lineage: Eukaryota; Metazoa; Chordata; Mammalia; Rodentia; Heteromyidae
Gene: Ccdc117
Product: coiled-coil domain containing 117
Exons: 5
Coding region: 113-934 (273 amino acids)
Source: RefSeq, a predicted model, not a curated record